AUGGCAACAGGUAUAAUGCCUCCGGGUGCUAAAACAGAAGGAGCAUUUGUACAUGAUCCAAAAGUAGCUCAUGAUAUGGAGAUACGUGGUCAAAUUCGACUGUUAUUUCAAGAUGUUAUAGGACAUAAUGUACAAGUUCAACAUACACUUGUUGCAAUACAAAAAAAAACAAAUAUUAGUUUAAGAACUCUUGAAGGUGUUAUUAUUCGUGAAGGUAUUAAUGGUGAACCAAUACAGAUAACAUCAAAAUGUGUUGAACUUGAUAAAGAAAUGGUUACAGCAUUUGGUGUAUCGACAGCUAUACUUGAAAAUGUUAUUUUUGUCAUCAAGAAGAAUCAAACUGUUUAUAAAGAAAAACAAUUAAAAACAAAAUUUGAUGAUAUAUUUGCUGCAACAAAAUAUAUGAAAGUACUUGAAUUAAUUCGAAAAAUUCGAACAGAUAAAUUACAAACAGUUAAAAUUAGUCGAGCAGAAAUUGAUCAUUUAAAAACAUAUCGUGAUAUGUUAGUUCAAGUAUGGUUUUUUUCAUUGACAUCAUAA
Rotaria sp. Silwood1 is the source of this 540-nucleotide messenger RNA. The record is from the annotation of a GenBank genome assembly. Lineage: Eukaryota; Metazoa; Rotifera; Eurotatoria; Philodinida; Philodinidae.